Molecule: messenger RNA, 2906 nt
Organism: Phycodurus eques (leafy seadragon)
Lineage: Eukaryota; Metazoa; Chordata; Actinopteri; Syngnathiformes; Syngnathidae
Exons: 26
Coding region: 173-2695 (840 amino acids)
Biological process (GO): biosynthetic process
Cellular component (GO): cytoplasm; mitochondrion
Molecular function (GO): pyridoxal phosphate binding; L-kynurenine:2-oxoglutarate transaminase activity
Source: RefSeq, a predicted model, not a curated record
CCCAUCCCGGAAGUGCGAAUCAAAACAAACGAAGGUGGAAAGUUCAGAAACUCCCACAGCGGCCCCUCUAAUUCGAAAACAUAAAACAGCUUCGUCGGUUUCAGACAAACAGUAGUUUGCACUACACGUUCUUUCUAAAGACACUGUUAACUUAGCCACGGUUCUCUAACCGAUGAGAAUAACCAUCGGGAAUCUUGUGACCGCGAGUCGCCGCGCUACCACUCUUCGGAAGUUCCCAAAGACGACCAUGUCGCGAAGGCUUCACGCGAGCAGGACCGAAGGAGUCGACAAAAACGUUUGGGUGGAGUUCACCCAGCUGGCGUCCGACUACAAAGCCGUCAACCUCGGGCAGGGUUUCCCGGACUUUGCCCCUCCCGAAUUCAUCCAAGAUGCCUUCUGUGAAGCCCUGCGCGGCGGUCCCUCCAUGCACCAGUACACACGUGCCUUUGGACACCCACGGCUGGUAAAGAGUCUGGCCAAAUUCUUCAGCGGCAUCGUGGGACACCAGAUCGAUCCCAUGGAGGACGUCCUGGUGACGGUCGGUGCCUACCAGGCGCUCUUCUGCGCUUUCCAGGCACUGGUGGACGAGGGAGACGAGGUGAUCGUCGUGGAGCCUUUCUUUGACUGCUACCAGCCCAUGGUGAAGAUGGCCGGCGGGAAGGCGGUGUACGUCCCUCUGAGGCCAAAAGCGGAAGGCGCCGUCCUGUCAAGCGGCGACUGGGUCCUGUCCACCGACGAGCUGGCCAGUAAAUUCACCUCGCGCACCAAAGCCGUCGUCAUCAACACGCCCAACAACCCGCUGGGAAAGGUGUACACGACGGAAGAGCUGCAAGUGAUCGCCGACCUGUGCGUCAAGCACGACGUGCUGUGCUUCAGUGACGAAGUGUACGAGUGGCUCACCUACGACGGAGCCGAGCAUGUGAAAAUCGCCAGCCUGCCCGGCAUGUGGGAACGAACUGUCACGGUCGGGAGUGCGGGGAAGACCUUCAGCGCCACCGGGUGGAAGGUGGGCUGGGCUAUCGGCGCUGGAACCGUCAUCAAACACAUGAAGACCGUUCAUCAGAACAGCGUGUACCACUGUGCCACCGCCGCUCAGGAGGCGGUGGCUCGCGGCUUCGAGCGGGAGUCGGAGGUGACGGGCUCCCCGGACAGCUACUUCCGCCAGCUGCCGGCCGCGCUGCACCGAAAGCGGGAGAAGCUGGCCAAGUGUCUGGAGAGCGUGGGCCUGAAGCCCAUCAUGCCACAGGGGGGCUACUUCAUGAUCACCGACAUCUCCUCUGUCGAGGUGGAUCUCAAUGACCCGAGCACAAAGGACGAAUCCUACGACUUCAGAUUUGUCAAAUGGCUCAUUAAAGAAAAGGGCUUAGCGACAAUACCCGUGUCGGCCUUCUACAGUCCGGAGCACGGCGCAGACUUUGAUAAAUACAUCCGAUUCUGCUUCGUCAAGGAGGACUCCACCCUGGACGCAGCAGAGGCCAUCUUGAGAAAGUGGAGUGCUCCACGUGACACACUUUUUAAGAAGAAGAAGGUGACCCGGAAGCAGGUAGAUGUCACGUGUCUGUGUGAGCGAAACAUGUCUACCGUUGUCGCUACGAAGAGACAACAAACGUCCUCCGCUCAGCCGCAGGAGAGAGUCGACUGGAAGAAAAGGAAAGCGGAAAUCAAGGAGGCCAAGAAGCAGAGGAAGGAGGCCAAGCUGAUCAAACAGCUGGAAAAUCAGAAACAAAGAGAGGCGGCUGAGAGGGAGAACGCUGAGCAGGCGCACAACAAAAAAGGUCGAGCGUACACGGUGAGCGUGGCUCUGCCGGGCUCGGUUCUGGACAACGCUCAGUCCGCCGAACUCCGCACCUACCUGGCGGGACAGAUCGCCCGCGCCUGCGUCAUUUUUUGCGCCGACGAGAUUGUCGUGUUUGAUGAGCAAGGCGAAGAUGUCAAGAGCGUGGAAGGCGAGUUUAAAGGCGUCGGGAAGAAGGGACAAGCGUGUAUUCAGCUGGCCAGACUUCUACAAUACCUCGAGUGUCCCCAGUACCUGCGCAAGAUUUUCUUCCCAAAGCAUCAAGACUUACAGUAUGCAGGACUGCUGAACCCUUUGGACAGUCCUCACCACAUGAGGAUCGACGAGGAAUCGGAAUACCGCGAAGGCGUCGUCCUCGACAGGCCCACCAAAGCGAGCAAAGGUUCUUUGGUCAAAUGUGGCAUGAGGAAGGAGGUUAAGAUCGACAAACAGCUGCAGGCGGGACUGCGAGUAACUGUGCGUCUCAACGCGCUGCAGAAGCAAGAGAGCAAAACGUACAAAGGGACGGUGGUGGCUCCUCACGUGCCCGUCACGGAAGCGGGGCUCUACUGGGGCUACAGCGUCCGCCUGGCGUCCUGCCUCAGUGCCGUGUUCACGGAAAGUCCGUACGAGGACGGUUACGACUUGACCGUCGGGACCUCGGAAAAAGGCAGCCGCGUCGACGAGGCCUCGCUGGCGCCGUUCAAGCAUCUUCUGGUGGUCUUCGGCGGCCUCCAGGGACUGGAGGCCAGCCUGGACGCCGACCAGAACCUGGACGUGCCGUGUCCCAGCGUCCUCUUCGACCACUACCUCAACACGUGUCCCGCCCAGGGCAGCCGCACCGUUCGCACUGAGGAAGCCAUUUUAAUCUCCAUGGCGACGUUGAGGCAGAAGAUAGCGACCGCCUUUUCCAGUGCUUAAAAGAUGUCACUGUUCCUUUUUUUCAAUUUUUUAUGAAAUAAAAAUGUCCUCAAAAUCUGUAUCACUCUUAACACUUUUGACACAAACCUUCACAAAGACAUUGGUGGGUUUUCUGCCCUCCACUAACGUGUAUGUGUUCACUGUGAUGGGUUAAAUGCAGAGAACAAAUGUCGUGUUCAUGACAAUAAAAGGUGAUUCUUCUUCUUCCUCA